AUGUUCGGAAUGAAGCCUAACCCACCGGCUAGCGAUAUUCUCCAGUACACUGGUGUGCUACUUGUUAUACUUGGAGGAGUUGCCUUUUCCAUGGUUCAAGUGGAUCGAAGUAUCCCAGAAACGCAGAGGAUGAGAGCUGGAAAAUCAAAGGAGGAGGGAACAGCUUCGGAUGACCGGAAGGAAACAAGAGGAUCUUCUGAGAUGAACAGUGACAAAAGCAGCACAUCAAGCAGUGCGGAGCAAAUGACAAAUCAAUCCACUGCGACUCAGUCGUCGCAGCAAUCUACGGCAACUUCAGCUAGCCAGAGAAUACCCAUUAGUCGGGUGGAAAAAGCCGUUUGCAUAGGCGUGGCAAUCAUGGCCGGUGUUUUCUAUGGUUUAAACUUCGUGCCAGUGAUCUACAUGGUUGAUAAUCCCCAGCGAUAUCCAGGCUACCCUGUAGACGGUCUCUCCUACGUGUUUUCACACUUCUUCGGAAUUUUUCUCAGCGCCACAGCAAUAUUCCUCGGCUAUACACUGUUCAAGAAAGGCGAGCCUUUUAUGACUUCUCAGAUGGUAUUGCCAUCAUUUCUGGCUGGACUACUUUGGGCAACAGCUCAAACAGCAUUUUUUAUUGCCAAUCAGCACUUAUCACAAGCCAUAUCGUUCCCCAUCAUUACUGGACUUCCAGGAUGCGUGGCAUCGUUGUGGGGUGUACUGUACUUCAAAGAAGUCAAGGUUAGGCAUUUCUACGUCUAG
Molecule: messenger RNA, 738 nt
Organism: Cooperia oncophora
Lineage: Eukaryota; Metazoa; Nematoda; Chromadorea; Rhabditida; Trichostrongylidae
Source: the annotation of a GenBank genome assembly